CUCGAGCUCCGUCUCCUGACUUUCGUUGGCCGACUUUCUGCCUUCCCUGUGUGUGGGGGUCAGAUUGCAAACUGAAAUAGUGGUAGUCGCGGCGCUCCCCAGUUAACUUUCAUUUGAGUCUGGCUUUCAGUUCGGCGGGCACCGUAGGUGUUAAGCUCAGGUUGCACAGGAGGGAAUUGCCCGGAAGGGUGAAGAAGGACUUGCCUGAGAUGCAGCUAGGAACCGCCUUGGAUUUGAACUCGGGGUAGAAAAAUACCGGCCACAGACACUGAAUGAUCUCAUUUCUCAUCAGGAUAUUUUGAGUACCAUUCAAAAAUUUAUCAGUGAAGACCGGCUGCCACAUCUGCUUCUCUAUGGACCUCCAGGGACGGGAAAGACAUCCACCAUCCUAGCCUGUGCCAAACAGCUGUACAGAGACAAAGAAUUUGGCUCUAUGGUCUUGGAGCUGAACGCUUCAGAUGACCGAGGAAUAGAUAUCGUUCGGGGACCCAUCCUGAGCUUUGCUAGCACAAGAACAAUAUUUAAGAAAGGCUUUAAACUAGUGAUCUUGGAUGAAGCAGACGCCAUGACUCAAGACGCCCAGAACGCCCUGCGGAGAGUGAUUGAGAAAUUUACUGAAAAUACCAGAUUUUGCCUCAUCUGUAACUAUCUGUCCAAGAUCAUCCCCGCCUUGCAGUCCCGAUGCACGCGGUUCCGUUUUGGCCCCCUGACCCCCGAGCUCAUGGUCCCCCGCCUGGAACAUGUCAUAGGAGAAGAGAGAGUCGACAUAAGUGAAGACGGGAUGAAAGCGCUGGUAACGCUUUCCAGCGGAGACAUGCGGCGGGCCCUGAACAUACUGCAGAGCACCAAUAUGGCCUUUGGGAAGGUGACAGAGGAGACGGUGUACACCUGCACCGGGCACCCGCUCAAGUCUGACAUCGCCAACAUUCUGGACUGGAUGCUGAAUCAGGACUUCACCACGGCCUACAGAAAUAUUAUGGAGCUGAAAACUCUGAAGGGGUUGGCGCUAUAUGAUAUCCUGACAGAGAUACACCUGUUUGUGCACAGAGUUGACUUUCCAUCUUCAGUUCGAAUACAUUUAUUGACCAAGAUGGCCGACAUUGAGUACAGGCUUUCUGUUGGCACCAACGAGAAGAUUCAGCUGAGUUCCCUCAUCGCUGCCUUCCAAGUCACCAGAGACCUGAUCGUCACAGAGGCCUAAAGGUGGAGCCUGCUCGGACAGCGGGCUCAGGGUCAGAGAUGCUGCCGCAUCACCACAGGUCUUGGGCAGCCGUCCCGGACGUGGGGACAGGCCCUAGACAGCUGUGCCAGCUCGCGUGUAUGGCUGUGGUAUUGUGCUGCCGUUUGUCUUUUGUUGGAGGGGGGAAAAUAUACCCUUUUUUUCAACCUUAAGGCUUUUUACUCUUGACUUAGAUGACAGGAAAUCUGCCUAUUCCAUUUUGGCCUGGAACAUAAGGCUUUCAGAUCUUACCUGGUCCAACUUUCUUCCAAUUCAAGGUAAACAGAAAACCUCCCAAACUAAGUUUAUAAAUCUAAUCUGUGGCCAUCUGUUACCUACUUAAAAUUAGUACUGAAGGAUUUCUGCCCAAAGUGACUUGUACCCUCAUAAAACAGACUCAGUUCUCUUGAAUUUAAAAAUUGGUGUUUUUAUUUCUCUUCUUGAAGAGCAUUACUAGUAGGUUUCUAGUUGUUUGGACAGUAGAGAAAAUUUUACUGAAAAUGAUGCUGUUGAGGUCAGAGGUUGUACAAACCUCCCUUACUUCACCCAGGAAGAACCUGCAUGAGAUGAAGCCCGGUCCUGAACCUACAACUGCUGAACUUAUGACUGGUACAAAUGUAGCAGUUUAUUUUAUAGCAAUUAUAUUGCAUUUAUCAUAGUGUUCUUCAUAAUAAAAAUAAAGCAGCCUGCUUUUUGGUUGUAUUAUAAGUGACUUCUUAUUCGGUGUAAAGAUGCUGACUUGUUAAUUUGCAUUUACAUGAAAGCCUCCUCUGUCUCUGCUAUCACAGAGUCAACUCCUCUGGAGGCUGUUCUUUAGGCAGGUGUCAGAUUCUUCUGUUAUCAAAAGGAAGAAGUUGGUUGUUUCCAUCAUUCAGACAACUUGCUGCCAAGGUCACCAGUCAAGCUGGAGCUGGCUGGAUGGGGCCUCCCGAACCCAUGGAGCCUCCCAGCCUAUGCCUCUGGGCCUCUGGGCCACUGCGCCAGUAACCACGGAGCCGAACUCUGCCUGGCCCAUUCCCCACUAUCCUGUUGUACUCAUUCGUUUUAGAAGGUGAUUUUUAUUUUUCCCUUAAUGAGAAUAGCUAGAACUUUAAACUUUCCCUUCAGAUGAAAGCUUCUCAUCUUGAAAUGUUUUUCUUCAGCAACGAAGGUGGUAUAAGACUCCUAGUUUUUCAACAUAAUGACCCAUUGGCCUCCAUCAAACACCAUUAGGAAGCCAAAGGAUAAGACGUUGCAUUUCUUUUAAAAUAAUUUAAAAUAUAUUAAAUUUUCCAAAGGCAGAUUUUGUUUGAAUGAGGUGUCUAUGUGCCACUAAAGGAGAACAGUACU
Messenger RNA from Condylura cristata (star-nosed mole), 2548 nucleotides. It is a transcript of the gene RFC5, whose product is annotated as replication factor C (activator 1) 5, 36.5kDa. The transcript is spliced from 11 exons. Gene Ontology annotation, molecular function: DNA clamp loader activity; ATP hydrolysis activity; ATP binding. The coding region runs from base 434 to 1201 and encodes 255 amino acids. Gene Ontology annotation, biological process: DNA repair; DNA-templated DNA replication. Lineage: Eukaryota; Metazoa; Chordata; Mammalia; Eulipotyphla; Talpidae. The record is from RefSeq and is a predicted model, not a curated record. Gene Ontology annotation, cellular component: DNA replication factor C complex; nucleus.